Ostertagia ostertagi is the source of this 861-nucleotide messenger RNA. The record is from the annotation of a GenBank genome assembly. Lineage: Eukaryota; Metazoa; Nematoda; Chromadorea; Rhabditida; Trichostrongylidae.
AUGGACGACUACGACAUGUACAGCGAUGGUCAGUCAUCAAUAAUCCCACAGGAAUUCUCGACAUUCGAGUCCAAUGAACCGGCGAUACCGAAAGAAAUCAACUACCGCGGACAAACCGUUGUCGGAUUCGAUCUACGCGGCACUGAUAUGCUAUGCUUACCACAGGUCUACGAGCUCUUUCUCAAGAACAUGGUUGGCGGCCUACAUACAGUUUAUACAAAGCUCAAAAGAUUGGAAAUAACACCAAUCAUAUGCAAUGUUGAACAGGUACGAGCUCUACGCAGUAAGAACGCUAUUCAGCCAGGUGUGAAUCGCUGCAAAUUGAUAGCGGCCACCGAUUUUGAUCGCCUUUAUGACGACUGCACGAACACAUGCACUCGCCCUGGUCGUCCACCUAAACGCACCUCUGCCGUUGAAGAGUGGGUCGCAAAACGUGACAAAUUCGAAGAGCACCAGACACAAUGUGGAAACGAGUCCGAUUUUGGUGUCGCGCCAUGCACAACGCAAAUGAAUCCACUUUUCCUUGGACAGUUGUUACCACAAUUCAGUGCACAACAACUUCUCGUCCAACAUAUGAUGGUAUUAGCCGCUGCGCAGAAACAGCCAGAGAUGUACACUCCAUCAUCCAUGGCAUCCAUGACAAUAUCAGCUGACGCCGAUGUCGAAGGUGCACCGUUGAAUUUGUCGAAGUCAAACUCGAAUUCUGAGACCAGUGACAGUGACUCAUUGGAGAAUAUACGAAAUAGAAAGCGAUAUAUCUACUUCCGCCGCUAUUGCAAAGCCAGACGUGAAAUGAGUCUGCUAAAGGAGCAGAUGUCGGAGACCAGAGGCGGUUCAUCGAAUUCGAAUUCAACAGCCUAA